Aureobasidium pullulans EXF-150 is the source of this 1379-nucleotide messenger RNA. RefSeq names its product putative RTA1 domain protein. NCBI's taxonomy places the organism in Eukaryota, Fungi, Ascomycota, Dothideomycetes, Dothideales, Saccotheciaceae. The coding region runs from base 196 to 1221 and encodes 341 amino acids. Gene Ontology annotation, cellular component: plasma membrane; fungal-type vacuole. The record is from RefSeq and is a predicted model, not a curated record. The transcript is spliced from 2 exons.
ACCUUCCUCCAUAGCAGUAGGUACUUAGGGAUAUAAGCAAGAGUUCAACCUCCUGUGGUUUCUCUAUCGUCACCCACAAACAACCUUCACUUCCCACACCAUCGCACGUCAUCCCCGAGCCUAUCUACCCUUUCAAGCUCUUUGCAAUCCAGCACUACUCGAUCGAAUCUUGUCGCAAAUCUUCACAACUUCAAAAUGGCCGAAAUCAUCAAUGGAACUCUUUGGAUACCAGCAUUGAAUGGCACACUCAUCCCCAAGGACGAUUGCGCACUGAACGUCUGCUCUCUCGACUAUGCGCAAAUCGAAUACGUCCCAACAUAUGGAGGUAAUUUGGCGUACCUCAUUGUUUUCGCUGUCCUCCUGGUAGCUCAAUGCGGUCUUGUCUGGAAAUACCGUACAUGGGGGUUCUGGGUCGGUAUGUUCUGUGGUCUUCUUCUCGAAGUCCUUGGGUAUGCUGGUCGCGUCACCCUCAACGGUAACCCCUUCAACUUUGACCAAUUUGUCUUGUACCUUGUAUGCCUCACCAUCGGACCGGCUUUUCUCACAGCCUCAAUCUACCUAUGCCUCGGUCGCCUCGUCAUCGUCUUUGGCGAAGGCAUCUCUCGAUUCUCUCCCAAGUUCUACACCAUCACGUUCAUGACUUGCGACUUCCUUAGUCUGUUGCUGCAAGCCGUCGGAGGAGCCUUGGCUGCCACACAAGACGAUACGAACCCUUCCGACACUGGUGUGAACAUCAUGAUAGCUGGUCUGGCCUUCCAGGUUGUCUCUUUGACAAUCUUCAUCGCUCUCAGCUUGGAGUUCGCCUGGAGAGCUCGCAAGGCCAGAGAGAGCGAUUUAAACUUUGAGUUCUUCAACCUCAGAAAGCGCACCAUGUUCCGCCUUCUGCCAUACGCCAUCGCCAUUGCCACCAUCACAAUCUACAUACGUUGCGUCUUCCGUGUCGCUGAGCUUCAGGAUGGAUUUGGCGGAGAAUUGGCCAACAAUGAAGGCAUGUUCAUGGCUUUCGAGGGUCCCAUGAUCAUCAUCGCAGUAGUCGUCUUGACAAUCUGUCAUCCCGGAAUCGCUUUCGGUAGCGCCUCGGCAUGGAAAGCUGCAAAUUGGACAUGGAAGAAGGGCAACAAGAGCGAAAGCGGCAGUAACCACAUCAGAAUGGAGAGCAGAGAAACUGCUCCGCCAUCGGUUCUGGAGAGUGAGGAUGAGUUGUCAAAGCACAGAGUCUAGAUCGAGGGGUUGGACGGGGCCGGAGAGAGAGAAUAGGGAUGAGAGUAAUGACUGUGAUGAUAGGAGGAAGAGAGAGUAGGAUGAUCUAACACAUCUCCGAGAUAGUCAAUGACAUGGCCAUCUUUAUUUUCUUUAUUUCCACACUCGUGGAAUCAUGC